Molecule: messenger RNA, 3674 nt
Organism: Phyllopteryx taeniolatus (common seadragon)
Lineage: Eukaryota; Metazoa; Chordata; Actinopteri; Syngnathiformes; Syngnathidae
Product: regulator of G-protein signaling 3-like
Exons: 18
Coding region: 960-3506 (848 amino acids)
Biological process (GO): signal transduction
Cellular component (GO): plasma membrane; nucleus
Molecular function (GO): protein binding
Source: RefSeq, a predicted model, not a curated record
AUCUUUUUACGGUUUAAUAAAUGUGGUCAAGUACAAUAUCGUUCAUGUGCAGGAUGAAACGCCUUUACAGCCUCGCUGUUUGUAUGCAUUCACUCAAUGUGGGGGUGUGAGUCGCCAACUCUCAUUUUUGGGCGACGGUCCUGUUGGGUCCAAUCGGGUGCGAGCUCGUCACACGGUGUGCCGAAGGCAUCGUUUGGACACAUGAGAUAAACAUGCCUUCACGUUAGCAUCGUCAGCGGUGACGGAGACGUGCACGCACAAUGACCAGCUGUCGCUUGAUUUUCUUUUUCUUAGUUUUUAAAAAAAAAAAGUUUUUUUGCCUUAUGUUGAAAGACAAGAUUUGAGUUAGGAGCGAGCAUCAGAUAAGCUGCCGACACGACUAACCCUUUCCGACUCGAUUCCAGCUCCCUUUAUAGGCACACAUCUGACAACAAAUACUAACAUGCUUACACUUGAAUUACAAUUACACACGAUGAAAUAAAUUGAUUUCUUUACAUUCUCUUUUACAUUUUAUGCUUUUUUUUUUUGUUUGUUUAAGGCUGUUUUUCUUUUGGAUGAUUGCCAUACAAACUUGGUCAUGGAAUGAGUCAAGGUACCACUACAUACACACGUAUGUUCGAGACACACACGCACGCACACACAAACACACUCACAGAUGAUUUGGUGUGAUGUAAAGUGCAGUGAUAGAAAUAGAUUUUAAGUGCUCAACGCUCCAAAGAGUCACCACUGUCACCAUGGGGACCACAAGCUGCUCAGAAACCAUGUGACCUUCAGAACACCUCUGUCCUAUUUAACACACACACACUGAGUCAAACCCCUCCCACUGCUGGCAUCCCAUCAUGGCGAGAUCUGAAAGUGGUCUGUGGUGAGCGGCUCAAGAAGAAGAAGAAGAAGGUCGCAGGUUGGAGGUGUGAAGGACAACUUUGGUGGCGGUGGCGGCGGCGGCGGCGGCGGCGGCCAUGUUCUGGAAGCACGCCACCUGGUCCUGGUCCUGGCCCAACGACCGCGACGACUUUGACGAUCGCGACGGUAACUGCGACGAUUGCGAUGACGCUUAUUUGCUCGCCGCAGAACUCCGCACCGCCGGCGCCUCCGACUCUGCCGCUGCUCUUCCGGACCCGAAGCGCUUCGAUGACUCAGCGGUCAGAAGCGCCCGACCGUCCGGACCCGCAACUACCGGAACUGCCAGGCGAGACACUUACCGGGACGCCGGCCGAAUGCCCAGAACUCAACUGACGGUUAGCGUCAUCCGGGGAGAAGACGGCUUCGGAUUCACCAUCUGCUGCGACAGUCCGGUGCGAGUUCAGUCCGUCGAGGCUGGCGGUCCCGCUCACCGGUCGGGCCUCCGUCCAGGUGAUGCCGUUUUGCAGCUCAACGGACUUCCUGUGGAGAUCUGGAAGUGCGGAGAGCUGGCUCAUGCCAUCAGGAGUUGUCCCAGUCGUAUCGUCCUCGUGGUGUGGAGAGGCUCACCUGAGGUCAGGACGUGCUGUGAUACUUUGCUCCGCCCACCAGCAGCCAACAAGACCACCAAGCUGCUGCACCAGCCCGCCCACGGCAAACAUGGCCACCACAGACGUGAUCGGGGGUCCGUGGUGUCGUCCAGCUUGGAGGUUCUUGGGUCUCUGUGGAGGGAUCACAAGAAAGAAGAAAAAGAAAGAGGAGGAGAAGAAGAAGCACCUUGCACCUCCACGCUGAAGGGCACCCGUGUGACAUCAUCAAAUGGCGACAACUACAUCAUCCUAUCUAAUGUAGCGCCACAGGAGCAGCUCAUCCAUCCUGUCUUUGACGACAGAAGCAGGACUAUCGGACGUCUGUAUCAGACUCCCCCCAGAAGAAGUCUGAACCUACUUGGUGAGACCCAAGUUGGGUCGUCACGACAACCGCUCACCCACGGUCCGCUCGGCUUGGUUCCUCCCGUAUCCUCCUCCGCCUCCUCCUCUACGCCGUACAACUACGGCACCUACCGCAACUACCAGAACUACCAGAACUGCACCAUCAUCCAAUCGCAUCCGCCCUCCUGCGGCAUCGACAAAGCGCCCAAAACACUCAUCUUCCCCAUCUUUGUUGAGCCCGUGGACCUGUGCGGCCCCGAUCGAACGCUGCUCAUGUCGGAAGAAAUGCUUCUCCACCAGGCCCGGCAGCUGCCCCGCAAGGUGACCGUGUUGAUCUACAACGACGUUCUACUCGUGAGCCAAGAAGACCAAGCCGGACGCUGUCAGGUCCUCAAGAGUCCGCUCUACAUCGACACGCUGCGACUCCAAGAAGUGGCGUCUGCGCCGCGUCACAUCUUCUUCCUGCAGAAUUCCGUGAGUUGCUGGCAAUGUCUGUUCAGUUUGGAGGCCUUCAGCCUGGAGCAGAAGGUUCGAGUCAGCCUCUGUCUCCAUGACAACAUCCAACAACAGCUGGUUGCCAUGGAGAACAUCCACACCCAGCAGUUGUCAGCCUCCCCAUCCGAGUUGGGGCUCUUCCCCUCUCACCCCUCACAUCUGUUGUUCCCCCGUGACCCCCCCUCCCAGCUGACGGCCUCCCCCCGUCCUUCCCCCGCUACAAGUGUGAACACCUCGGCCCGGCUCCGGUCCCCUCCCCCAAGUCCCCCCCCGGCCCUCAGCCCCGUGUGGAAGGAGAGAGCGGAGGAGAAAGAGGAGGACGAGAGAAGACGCCACCAAGAGGAUUUAAGCUCCGCCUCCGGACCAGCAGGCCUCAGACGCUGCGUUUCCGAGGGUUCGGUGCGGGCAGAACCAGAAUUGGCACGAUCGCUCUCCGACAGCGGCGUCCACCGCCUGACUCUUGGCCUCCGUAGCCGCCCCCCCUCCACGCAGAUCCUCAGGAAACACCUGACAUCAGAGGGGGUCACCAUGAAGCGCACGCUCACGCUGCUCCAGGGGGCCGAGGAUGUUGAAAAUGGAGAUGACCUCAGGAAGAAAACUCAGAGUUUCGCUUCAGACUUGCGCAAUCGUCUUCCGUUCCUGUGCCGUCGCAAGCGUUCGGUCCAAAGUGACAGUUUGGAGAGAGCCCUGAGGAACGCCAGGCCGUCUGCAAGGGAGGUGCUGAUGUGGGCCGAGAGUCUUGAGGCUCUCUUGGCCAAUCAGUACGGUCUUGCGGUAUUCCGCCACUUCCUGAGGUCGGAGUACAGCGAGGAGAAUCUGGACUUCUGGUUGGCUGUGGAGAAAUUCAAGGAGACACGCCCCCUCAGCAAGAUGGCAGACAGAGCUGCCAAAAUCUACGAGGAGUUCAUCUCGUGCAGCGCGUCCAGACAGGUCAACGUGAACUCCAGUGUCCGGGAGUCGACCAAUCGUAGUCUGCGUCUGGGUUUUGACCCCGCCUCCUUCCAGCUGGCGCAGGAUCAGAUCUUCAGCCUGAUGGAGGCCAACAGCUACCCGCGAUUCCUCAGGUCCCACCUCUACGCCCAGCUCGCCAAUCAGAAUGUUGGCCCUGCCUAUCAGAGCCUAGCAGUUUCCGCCGCAUCUGCCGGGCAGAACCGGACGAGAGACAUUCUGAUCAUGUGAGGAACUGACCGGUGUUGUCGCAAUCUUGUUGUUGUAUGUUGUUGGCUCCACUUGAUCGUAUUUUAUGAUUUUAUAUCCAUGAACCUCUGACACAAAGAAAUUCUGAUUGGGUGACAAAUUCCUUGUUUUUUUAACAUCCUCGGUCAAUAAAAAGGAUUCUAAUUCUAA